Molecule: messenger RNA, 1362 nt
Organism: Trichoplusia ni (cabbage looper)
Lineage: Eukaryota; Metazoa; Arthropoda; Insecta; Lepidoptera; Noctuidae
Gene: Prosalpha6
Product: proteasome subunit alpha type-1
Exons: 6
Coding region: 112-930 (272 amino acids)
Biological process (GO): ubiquitin-dependent protein catabolic process
Cellular component (GO): proteasome core complex; proteasome core complex, alpha-subunit complex; nucleus
Source: RefSeq, a predicted model, not a curated record
UGACGUUUGAAAUUGACAUUUUCAUAGUCAUCGCGUUUGCGGCAUCUAAAAUUUAGUUGCUGCUUUAUACCUUAAUAGUUUGUGAAAUUCGCGUUUAAACUUAAUUUCAUUAUGUUCAGGAACCAGUACGACAGUGACGUCACAGUAUGGAGUCCCCAGGGUCGUCUCCACCAAGUGGAGUAUGCGAUGGAAGCAGUCAAGCUUGGCUCAGCCACCGUUGGCUUAAAAAACAAACAGUUUGCCGUACUUAUCGCUCUGAAGAGAGCAGUGAGUGAAUUGUCUGCGUAUCAAAAGAAAAUCAUACCCAUUGAUGAGCAUAUUGGCAUAUCUAUCUCUGGAUUAACUGCUGAUGCUAGGAUGUUGAGUCGGUUCAUGCGUACUGAGUGCCUGAACCACCACUAUGCUCAUGAUGCACCGAUGCCAGUUGGCCGUUUGAUCGGUCUCGUGGGCAACAAGAUGCAGAUCUGUACGCAGAGAUAUGACAAACGACCUUUGGGAGUUGGAUUACUUGUGGCGGGCUAUGACGAUCAAGGCCCCCACAUCUACCAGACUUGUCCAUCCGCCAACUUCUUUGACUGUAGGGCUAUGGCCAUUGGAGCCCGGUCUCAGUCAGCCAGGACUUACCUUGAGAAGCACCUGAACACCUUCAUGGACUGCGAUCUUCAAGAAUUAGUGGCUCAUGGACUCCGUGCCCUGAGAGACACACUGCCCAAUGAAGUGGAUCUAAACACUAAGAAUGUGUCGAUAGCUGUGGUCGGUCCUAAGACCCCGCUGCGCAUUAGUGAUGAAGAGGAGUUGUCUCGCUACCUGGCGCUGGUGGAGGGCGAGGAGAGGCGCGGAGGCGGCGCCAGCGCCACCGGCGACGCCGCGCCCGAGAGGCCCGCGCCGGGGGACGACGCGCAGCCCGCGGUGGCGAUGGACACGGAGUAAUCGAUGAGCGGCUCGGGGCUGUCGACGAUGGUGACGAGUCCAUAGACGACCUGGAUUUCGAUCAUCCUCGUUGCCAUGGCAACAGCUUCUUCGACCUGCAGUACACACCGCGUUUCUCCCCCCAUAGCCCUUUCAAAGGUCUUUUUGGCCAGUGUUUAGAUGAUGAAUAACAUACAAAACAGGUGACACUAGUUUUAACUGAGAUCCUUAAAGCCUCUUACAUAAGAGCUAUGCCAAGAUAACAUUUUGACGUGGGUAUUAAGCUCAUUUUCGGUUCCUAGGGACGGUUGCAACUGAUUGCGAAGAUUUUUGUCUAUAUAUUUGCAAUAUUGUAGUUACAGUCGUCUGAACACUGGCCAAGAUUAAAAGAAAAGAAUUGCAUUUUAUUAUUUUCGUAUAUCUAUUUUAUUCAAUAAAACAUUUGCUUUACUA